CGCCCACCGAUAUAAACGUCUGCGCGGAGCCGGCCGCCAUUAGUGCCCGAGGAGCGCGAACCCACCACGCUCUUAUUUUCGUCCCCCCUGGUUUUGGGGACCUUCCGCCUUUCCUCCUCUCUCCUUCCCCUUCCCUUUUCCUCUCUCCUUUUCUAGGUCGCGGAGAUGCCGCGCGUCUAUAUCGGCCGCUUAAGCUACCAUGUGCGGGAAAAGGACCUCCAGCGCUUCUUCAGCGGCUAUGGCCGCUUGCUCGAAGUGGACUUAAAAAACGGGUAUGGGUUUGUGGAGUUCGAAGACUCUCGGGAUGCAGAGGAUGCCGUUUACGAGCUGAACGGCAAAGAUCUGUGUGGGGAGCGGGUGAUUGUGGAGCAUGCCCGUGGCCCCCGUCGGGAUAGGGACGGCUAUAGCUACAGCAGCCGCAGUGGAGGAUACAGCAGUCGAAGAACAUCAGGAAGAGAUAAAUAUGGGCCACCUGUUCGUACUGAAUUCAGAUUAAUUGUUGAAAACCUUUCCAGUCGCUGUAGUUGGCAGGAUUUGAAAGAUUUCAUGAGGCAAGCUGGUGAGGUCACUUACGCGGAUGCUCACAAAGAACGCACAAACGAAGGAGUCAUUGAGUUCCGGUCUUACUCUGACAUGAAGCGAGCUCUGGACAAAUUGGAUGGUACUGAAAUAAAUGGACGAAAGAUCAGGCUGGUCGAAGACAAACCACGGUCAAGCCACAGACGGUCUUAUUCUGGGAGUCGAUCAAGGUCACGUUCUAGACGACGAUCACGUAGCAGAAGUCGUAGGAGCAGCCGCAGUAGAUCUCGUAGUGCCUCCAAAAGCCGAUCACGCUCUAAAUCUAGGUCUCGGAGCAAAGAUCGUUCACGUUCAAGAUCUAAAAGUAGAAAGUCUAGAUCAAAGAGCAAGACUGAGGUGAAGUCUGACAGAGGUUCACAGUCCCGCAGCAGAUCCAAAGAGAAGUCUGAGAAGUCUCGCAGCAGAUCUAGGUCUGCGUCUCUAUCACCCAAAGAAAAUGGUAAAGGGGAAGCAAAAUCUAAAUUGAGGUCAAGAAGCAGAUCUCGUUCCAAUUCUCCAGAGCAGCACCAACCUGAGAAGGCCCAUUCAGAGUCUCCACCCAAAAGCGUCGCAUCAAGGUCACGGUCACGAUCUCAUUCAAAAUCUCGCUCACGCUCAAGAUCCAGCUCACAAGAUUAAGGCUGAAACUUCUAUUUUCAAAAUAAUGUUGGAACAUUUGUGUGCCAGGCCAGAAGUCUUUUUUUUUUAAUGUUAGAAUUGGGUAAAAGCUGGCUUGUUCUGUUGCAGAAGGAAACUGCCGAAAAACCAAGUAAAUAAGGCAAAGAUUUUAAGUCUAAAACUUCAUGAAAAGGUUGUACAGAAAUGGCAGAGACCAGAAAAAGAUCUUUUUUUUUGUAGGAAUUAGGCUACACCUUUGAUUUUUUUAAAGUAGUGUCCCAGCAGAAAUAAUUGUUGCAGGGUGGAAGGUAGGUUUUGUAAAAAAAAUAAAAUGACAGCAGGGAGAUUUUUUUUCAUAAUCACUUCCAUUAUUUAAAGAUUAUGGGCUGUGGCUUGUUUCUGAAAAUACGUGAAAGCCUUAUUGGUCAAAAAUGCUUCUAAAAGUCAUACAAUGUCAAGCCAGCAUUGAAUUUAAAUCGGGGAUGUUUCAUCUAUGUUGUACUAUAACUUGCCAAAAGUAACUUCUUUGCUCCUUUCUCACCAUCUUGAGGCAGUAUUGAUAAUCUAAUAAAAAUGAUCUUCUCUAA
Messenger RNA from Anolis sagrei ordinatus, 1763 nucleotides. It is a transcript of the gene SRSF6, whose product is annotated as serine and arginine rich splicing factor 6. Gene Ontology annotation, molecular function: RNA binding. Lineage: Eukaryota; Metazoa; Chordata; Lepidosauria; Squamata; Anolidae. The record is from RefSeq and is a predicted model, not a curated record.